Messenger RNA from Medioppia subpectinata, 579 nucleotides. The record is from the annotation of a GenBank genome assembly. NCBI's taxonomy places the organism in Eukaryota, Metazoa, Arthropoda, Arachnida, Sarcoptiformes, Oppiidae.
AUGCUAUCAUUUGUUUCGGACAGCGAAGUGGAUGUCUCUCAGAUUCCCGCAUAUCUCAAGUAUUUGGUGGACUCAGGAGUGGACGGACUCUACAUAUGCGGCACAACCGGCGAGGGAUACAGUUUGACCAACGAUGAGAAGGUGGCGAUUGUGAGCGCAUGGCGUCAGGCCAUCGACGCCCAGAAUGCGGGCCAUCUGUUGUCUGUAGUGAACGUCUCGUCGACGUGUCUCAAGGAAUCGCUACAACUGUCCCGAAAAGUACAGGACUUGGGUUUCGAUGCGAUCGCUGUUUUGCCACCGAUUUAUUACAAACCGACAAAUGUUGGCGAAUGGGUUGACUAUAUGCGGGCCUUCACUAUAGCCGCCCCACAAACACCACUAUAUUAUUAUCAUAACGUUGCUCGUGUCGGUGAAUUAAUCUUCGAUAUAAUUAAAGCGGUGGCCGAAGGAGUCAAACAAUUGCCACAUUUAUCCGGACUUAAGUAUGCGGACAACGAUUUUGUCCGCUUUUCGUCAUUGCAGAAGAAUUUCUGCAAACAAAUCAAAUUUUUCAUGGCUUCUGAUUCGGUAUAUCAUCUC